CUUUUAUAUCUCUCAAAAUCUGAGUAAUAAUACUCGUAAUGUAAUACGGAGCAUUUGAUUCCAGGAAGCAGGAAAGAAAAUGGUAUUCCCGGCUAACCCGUUAUCUCUUAGCGUACCCGAACCCGAAUUCGAGAACUGGCUUCGAGACAGUGGCUAUCUCGAAGUUCUCGACCAACGCACCUCCGACCUCCACCGCCUGUCCUCCACCGCUUCCACCGCCACGACACCCUCUUCGUCUGAAACCGCUUCGGCUACUACCCCUUGCCCAAUCAGCAGCGGAAUUUUCUUAUCAUUCUUUUCAUUCGUCAGAACUCUGCUCUCUCUACUCACUCUCAAUCCCUUCUCCAAGCUCACCUCCGACGACUUUUCCGGCGAGACCCCUUGCUGGACGCUUAAUUUCUUCGGGUCUUGUGAGUCGUAUUCGUUUCCCUCGUCGCCGGCCCAGGCUCGCCUCAGGGUCCACGAGAAUGUCAAGCGUUAUUCCCGCAAUUAUGCUUCACUCUUCGUUGUAUUCUUCGCUUGCUCUUUGUACCAAAUGCCGCUUGCCCUUGUUGGUUUGCUAUCGUGCAUAGCCCUCUGGGAUUUGUUUAAGUACUUUGGUGAUAAGCAUGGAUUAGAACAGCACCCAAUAAUUAAGCCGAUCUUGAUUGGGAUUGCCCAAUGUGCAAGUGUGGUUAUUUUACUGUUCGCCAAUGUCCAAAUUGCUCUCUUGUGUGCUCUUGGUGUUGGUUAUGCAGUCUUGAUUUUGCACGCUUCCUUCAGGAAGCUGACCCCUUCAAAGCGGCCAACUCAAAGAGAUGGAACUAAAAGAUCAUUGUAAAGUGAUUUCUGAUCAGCAAUUGUAGCAUGAAAUAUAAAAGUUAGCAACCUUACUCAAUGCUAGUAGAAGAAAAGGAUCAUCUGUAGUAGGAUCUUGAAGCUUACCAUCAAUUCCAGGACGGCAAAGCAAAUUUGUUGUACUACCAACAAUCUGGCGUAAUAAAUAACUGUUACUAAGUAAUUUCUAUUUUGGGGAAUUGUGAUUUCCAGUGAACGAACCAUUCCUCUUUUAUGCAAAU
Molecule: messenger RNA, 1058 nt
Organism: Cuscuta epithymum
Lineage: Eukaryota; Viridiplantae; Streptophyta; Magnoliopsida; Solanales; Convolvulaceae
Source: the annotation of a GenBank genome assembly